Messenger RNA from Nestor notabilis (Kea), 992 nucleotides. RefSeq names its product CD82 molecule (gene CD82). Lineage: Eukaryota; Metazoa; Chordata; Aves; Psittaciformes; Psittacidae. The coding region runs from base 97 to 756 and encodes 219 amino acids. Gene Ontology annotation, cellular component: membrane. The transcript has 7 exons. The record is from RefSeq and is a predicted model, not a curated record.
UGUUUGUUCUUGCUCUUUCAGAUCCUGGGUGCUGUGAUCCUGGGGUUUGGGAUAUGGAUUCUGGCUGACAAAACCAGUUUCAUCGCUGUUCUACAAAUGUCAUCUCCCUCCUUGAAGACUGGUGCAUACAUCCUCAUUGGUGUUGGGGCUCUCACCAUGCUGAUGGGCUUCCUGGGCUGUCUUGGAGCAGUCAAUGAAAUCCGAUGUCUCUUGGGUCUGUACUUCACCUGCCUGAUGAUAAUCCUCAUAACUCAGGUUGCUGCUGGACUGGUCAUCUACUUCCAGAAGGAAACGCUGAAGGAAGAGCUGUCCCGCAUAGUUCGAAGUCUGAUUGAAAAAUACAACCCUUGGAAUGAUGAUGAGAGGAACUUGCAAGAUGCAUGGGACUAUGUUCAAACCCAGAUUGCCUGCUGUGGCUGGACUGGAGCAAAGGACUGGGAAAACAAUGAGAUUCUUAUCAACCAAAGCAUGACUGCAUAUCCUUGCUCCUGCUCCAAUAGCUCCAAGGAUUUUCAGGUAGAUACUGGUUUCUGUAAUCUGGAUGUCCCCACCAACGACACUGUGACGUAUGCUGACUGGCCUGUUCAUCAGCAGGGAUGCAUGGAUGGUGUAGAGCAGUGGUUGAAGGACAACCUUGGUGUCAUUCUUGGGGUCUGCACUGGUGUUGCUGUUAUAGAGCUGCUGGGGAUGAUCCUAUCCAUCUCGCUUUGCAAGAACAUACACAGUGAAGACUACACCAAAGUGCCCAAGUCUUGAGUUGGCUGACACCAGAGCUACAGCCCUGCAGAGAAAGGAGCAAACAGAACAUUCCUGCCUCAUACCCAGACUGUCCAACCAUUGACCAUUACUCCUGUGACAUCCCAUUUCUGAUACCACUCUGCUAAGAACUGUUAGAGCUGCAAUACAGCCUGAUCUUCUGGCAAUAGGGCCCUUGGGCCACCUGCAUCCUGCCUCUGGAUUAUUUUUACUUCAAGAAGCAGAACUUAACUGUC